CCCGCCUCCCUCCCUCCCUCCUCGCCGAGCGCAGCGCCCCGAGCAUGGAGCCUGCCUGAGACGCUCCGUGCGCUCCGGCAGCUGCUGCGGCGGCACAACAUGGAGGCGGCGGCGGCCCCGCCGCUCCCGCUGCUGCUGCUGCUGCGGCUCCUCGCCGCCUCGGUGCUGCGCUGCGAGCCGGGCUCGGCCGGGGCAUCUCCCUUUCUGCUCUUUGCCAACCGGCGGGAUGUUCGGCUCGUGGAUGCCGGAGGCACGAAGCUGGAGUCCACCGUGGUGGUCAGUGGUUUAGAGGAUGCUGCUGCGGUCGACUUCCAGUAUUCACAAGGCAUCGUUUUCUGGACAGAUGUGAGUGAAGAAGCCAUCAAGCAAACUUACAUUAACCAAACUGGGAAUGUGGUGCAGAAUGUCAUCAUUUCUGGUCUGGUUUCCCCGGAUGGCCUGGCGUGUGAUUGGAUUGGGAAAAAACUUUAUUGGACGGAUUCAGAAACCAAUAGGAUAGAAGUAGCUAAUCUCAAUGGAACAUCUAGAAAAGUCCUCUUCUGGCAAGACCUUGAUCAGCCCAGGGCAAUAGCUUUGGAUCCGGCUCAUGGAUACAUGUACUGGACGGACUGGGGUGAAACACCCCGAAUAGAACGGGCAGGAAUGGACAGCAGCAUGCGAAAGAUAAUUGUUGAUUCUGAUAUUUAUUGGCCAAAUGGACUCACGAUAGAUCUCGACGAGCAGAAACUUUACUGGGCUGAUGCAAAACUGAGUUUCAUUCAUAGGGCAAACCUGGAUGGUUCCUUUAGGCAAAAAGUUGUCGAAGGUAGCCUUACUCAUCCCUUUGCCCUGACGUUGUCUGGGGACACUCUGUACUGGACGGACUGGCAGACGCGCUCCAUCCACGCCUGUAACAAAAGGACAGGAGAGAAGAGGAGGGAGAUCCUGUCUGCCCUCUACUCGCCCAUGGACAUCCAGGUCCUGAGCCCGGACCGGCAGCCCUACUUUCACACUCCAUGUGAAGAAAACAACGGUGGUUGCUCCCAUCUGUGCCUGCUGUCUCCGAGGGACCCCUUCUACAGCUGUGCCUGUCCCACUGGUGUGCAGCUGGAAGACGAUGGCAGGACAUGCAAAGCAGGUGCUGAGGAAGUCUUGCUGCUCGCCAGAAGAACAGACUUGAGGAGGAUUUCCCUGGACACGCCGGAUUUCACUGACAUUAUUCUGCAGAUAGACAACAUCAGACAUGCAAUUGCCAUUGACUAUGACCCUGUGGAAGGCUACAUCUACUGGACUGAUGACGAUGUCCGGGCAAUUCGUCGGGCCUAUCUUGAUGGCACUGGAGCCCAGACUCUGGUGACCACGGAGAUCAACCACCCAGAUGGGAUUGCUGUGGACUGGGUGGCCAGGAACCUGUACUGGACCGAUACUGGCACCGACCGCAUCGAAGUGACCCGGCUGAACGGGACAUCAAGGAAGAUCCUGAUCGCCGAAAACCUCGAUGAACCUCGAGCCAUAGUGCUCAAUCCUGUCAUGGGCUACAUGUAUUGGACAGACUGGGGUGAAAGUCCAAAGAUAGAAUGUGCUUAUCUGGAUGGCUCAGAAAGGCGAGUUCUGGUGAAUACUUCUCUUGGGUGGCCUAAUGGCUUGGCACUGGAUCUUGAGAAAAACAAGCUUUACUGGGGAGAUGCAAAAACAGAUAAAAUUGAGGUCAUAAACGUUGAUGGAACAAUGAGAAAAACCCUCUUAGAAGAUAAGCUUCCACAUAUAUUUGGGUUCACACUGCUGGGGGACUACAUCUACUGGACUGAUUGGCAGAGACGAAGCAUUGAGAGAGUUCACAAGAUAAAGGCCAGCAGAGACAUCAUUAUCGAUCAGCUGCCGGAUUUAAUGGGCCUUAAGGCAACGAGUGUCACCAAAGCUUUUGGAACUAAUUCAUGCGCAGAGAACAAUGGAGGCUGCAGCCAUCUGUGUUUCUUUACACCCCAGGAGGCCAGGUGUGCCUGUCCCAUCGGCCUUGAGCUGUUGAGUGACAUGAAGACUUGCAUCAUUCCUGAAGCCUUCUUAGUUUUCACAAGCAGAGCAGCAAUUCAUAGGAUUUCCCUUGAAACCAAUAAUAAUGAUGUUGCUAUUCCUCUUACUGGAGUCAAGGAAGCAUCUGCUCUGGAUUUUGAUGUCUCUGAUAACAGAAUCUAUUGGACUGAUGUUAGUUUGAAGACCAUAAGCCGAGCUUUCAUGAAUGGGAGCUCUGUUGAGCAUGUGAUUGAGUUUGGGCUAGAUUAUCCUGAGGGAAUGGCUGUGGACUGGAUGGGAAAGAACCUCUACUGGGCAGAUACUGGAACCAAUCGCAUCGAAGUUGCCCGCCUGGAUGGGCAGUAUAGGCAGGUCCUUGUGUGGAAGGACUUGGACAACCCAAGGUCGCUGGCUCUUGAUCCCACCAAAGGAUACAUGUACUGGACUGAGUGGGGAGGCAAACCCAGGAUUGUUCGAGCCUACAUGGAUGGGACAAACAGCAUCACUCUGGUAGACAAAGUGGGGCGUGCCAAUGACCUCACUAUUGAUUAUGUGGACCAAAGGCUCUACUGGACUGACUUAGACACAAGCAUGAUUGAGUCAUCAAAUAUGCUGGGACAAGAACGAGAAAUCAUAGCAGAUGAUCUACCUCAUCCAUUUGGAUUAACCCAGUACAGUGACUACAUCUACUGGACAGACUGGAAUCUUCACAGCAUAGAAAGAGCAGACAAGACAAGUGGGAAGAACAGGACACUUAUUCAGGGCCAUCUGGAUUUUGUGAUGGAUAUAUUGGUCUUCCAUUCUUCUCGUCAGGACGGCUUGAAUGAUUGUGUGCAGAAUAAUGGCCAUUGUGGUCACCUGUGUCUUGCCAUCCCAAAUGGAUUUAGGUGUGGCUGUGCUGCUCAUUACACCUUGGAUCCCAACAGCAGGAACUGUAGUUCCCCGGCCAGUUUCCUGCUAUUUAGCCAGAAAUCUGCCAUCAGCAGGAUGAUACCUGAUGAUCAGCAGAGCCCAGAUAUCAUCCUACCUAUGCAUGGUCUGAGGAACGUCAAGGCUAUUGAUUAUGAUCCCUUAGAUAAAUUGAUCUACUGGGUGGAUGGGCGCCAGAAUAUUAUAAAAAGAGCCAAAGAUGAUGGCACCCAGCCUUUCACUGUAAUGAGUACCCCAAACCAAAGCCAGAACCCGGAGAAGCAGCCACACGACCUCAGCAUUGAUAUAUACAGCCACACCUUGUACUGGACCUGCGAGGCCACAAAUUCCGUCAAUGUGCACCGGCUGAACGGCGAGUCCAUCGGGAUGGUGCUGCGGGGGGACCACGACAGGCCCAGAGCCAUCGUAGUGAACGCAGAGCGAGGGUACAUGUACUUCACCAACAUGCAGGAGAGAGCUCCCAAGAUUGAGCGUGCAGCCCUGGAUGGCACAGAGAGAGAAGUGCUUUUUACAACUGGCUUGAUCCGACCGGUAGCACUGGUGGUUGACAACAAACUUGGAAAGCUUUUCUGGGUGGAUGCAGAUCUGAAGCGCAUCGAAAGCUGUGACCUGUCAGGUGCCAACCGUGUGACCCUGGAGGACUCCAACAUUCUUCAGCCCAUGGGACUCACUGUGCUGGGGAAUCACCUGUAUUGGAUUGAUCGUCAGCAGCAGAUGAUUGAGAGAGUGGAGAAAGUGAAUGGCUACAAAAGGACUAGAAUUCAAGGCAGGAUUGCUCACCUAACGGGCAUUCAUGCUGUGGAAGAGCUUGAUAUGGAAGAAUUCUCUGUGCAUCCAUGCUCCCGUGACAAUGGUGGUUGUUCACACAUCUGCAUUGCCAAAGGGGAUGGAACUCCAAGAUGUUCAUGCCCUGAGCACCUUGUGCUUCUACAGAAUCUCUUAACAUGUGGAGAACCUCCAACUUGUUCCCCAGACCAGUUUACAUGUGCAACUGGAGAGAUUGACUGUAUCCCAAUGGCAUGGAGGUGUGAUGGGUUUCCUGAGUGUGAUGACCAGAGUGAUGAAGAUAGUUGCCCCAUAUGCUCUGCAUCCCAGUUCCAGUGUGAGAAGGGACAGUGCAUUGAUGCACACUUGCGGUGUAAUGGAGAAAUCGACUGUCAAGAUAAAUCUGAUGAAGCAGAUUGUGAUACAAUUUGCCUGCCCAACCAGUUCCGAUGUGCGAGUGGGCAGUGCAUCCUCCUGAAGCAGCAGUGUGACUCCUUUCCAGAUUGCAUGGACGGCUCUGACGAGCUCAUGUGUGAAAAAUCGAAGCCAGCCUCAGACGAGUCGCAGCCGCACAGCAGCGCCAUCGGUCCCGUCAUUGGGAUCAUACUGUCCCUUUUCGUCAUGGGAGGAAUGUACUUUGUUUGCCAGCGGGUGGUGUGCCAGCGCUACGCCGGGCCCAACAGUCCCUUCCCACAUGAGUAUGUCAGUGGUACCCCCCACGUCCCUCUCAAUUUCAUCGCUCCAGGAAGCUCUCAGCAUGGCACUUUUACUGGCAUCUCUUGUGGAAAGUCCAUGAUCAGCUCCAUGAGUCUCAUGGGAGGAAGCAGUGGUGCCCCAUUGUAUGACAGAAACCAUGUUACUGGAGCAUCUUCAAGCAGCUCAUCCAGCACUAAAGCCACUUUCUAUCCACAGAUUUUGAACCCUCCUCCUUCCCCAGCUACCGAUCGCUCCUUAUACAAUGCAGAGAUGUUUUAUUCCUCAAACAUUCCUUCAAACACAAGAUCUUACAGGCCAUACCUUAUACGAGGGAUAGCUCCGCCCACAACCCCAUGCAGCACAGAUGUCUGUGACAGUGACUAUACCACGAGUCGAUGGAAGGCCAACAAAUACUAUAUAGAUUUAAAUUCAGACUCAGACCCUUAUCCCCCUCCACCCACACCUCGCAGUCAGUACAUGUCGGCAGAAGAAAGCUGCCCUCCAUCUCCUGCCACGGAACGAAGCUAUUUUCACCUCUACCCCCCUCCACCCUCUCCUUGUACAGACUCUUCAUGACCUCAACAGAAGGAACUUUUCCUGUAAAUAUUUUAAAAUAUGAACAGAUUUAAAAAAUAUAUAUUUUAUGAUUUAAAAAUAAAUCUGGGUGGGAAUUAAACAAAACUAAAUGUGAAUAAAAAUGGGUGGGAGAGGUGGGGCUGUGAAAAAUUGUACAGAGGAAGAAUAUUUAUAAAAUCGAUUUUUUUAACUUAAUUUCCAUUCUUUUGUGCCAUAUUUGCCUUUUUGAAGUCAUGGAACUGACUCAGUCGCUAAUGGAUUCGGGGAGGGAAUGUUGAAACUUUCUACAUUUUUAAGUCACCUUUUUACAUGCAAAAAGUGUAUGUAGUUAUUUUUGUUAAUGAGACAAGAAAAAGAAGUGGCUUGUGGGGGUGGGGGGGGGGGUCAUCUAAAGAAAGAUGCAGGCUUAUUCCUAGAGGAAAAAAAAAGCAUUUUAAAUACAAUUGUCAGUAUCAUCCCUGCCCCACCACUGGAAGAAAACAUACAUGAUCACAACCCUUAGAUGCUCCUGUUUGCAAGUGAGCUGAAUGCUUCCCAGCAGAACUUGAGUGCCAAGACCUGAAUUUCAAACCUCCCUCUCCAUCUGCUUAGCAUUGAACUGAAAGAACACUUCUCUUAGCCAAACCUUCCAGGUUAACUAAACCCACAGGCAUCAUGUCCUACCUCAUGGCAGUGGCACUCUGCACGUGGCCAAUUCUGUAACUGAUUCAGGGCAAAUAAGAUCAGUUCUAAAAAACUUGGUUUAGGCCCAACCAGUUUCCCACCUGACUGGGUGAAUGGUAGCAGAAGCAGUUGUACUGCAGUUGUACUGACCUUGCAUGACAGCAAGGGUCAAGUUUGAAGUGGUAUUUAAGCUAAGAGAAAUGCCCAACAAACUGCAGAUUGGGUCAGACUCACCAUUUUGAUAGUGAUGCAACCAUGAUCAUUCAUCUUCCUUGCAAAGCUUUAGUCAGUGUCUGGGAAGAAGCAGUAAUAGUCAGCUGCUUCUUAAAACACAGUGCUAGUUUUCUUUUUCUCAAAAGUCCUGUAAUCACUGUACCAGGUUUCUGAAGUGUUCACCCAUGUUGACUUGAUCAGAGAAUUGCUUCAUCUCUUAAUAUUCAUUUUCCAAAGUGGAACAAAAUGGUCGUUUGUAUUCAAAUGAGGAAAGUUGUUUGGGUUUUAACUGGUGUUUGUAGAAAAAUGGUAUCCGCAUAGCUCAAAUCAAAAAUCAGUUUAGACGUAUCAUAAAAAUUUGUCACAUGAUUCAGAUUUAGAAAUAGGUAGAAAAGAAGUACAGAUGAGGGAGAAAAGACAAAUACUUUUUUUCUAUUCAUGUUGAUAUGAAAAUUAUUAACUUGUACAAACUGCUGUAACCUCAGGACAUCAAGAUCAACAAAGUGCUUGUUCCCAUUCCUACAAAAAAAAAAAAAUAUUAGGGAAUGGGGGAGCUAGAAUCAGCCCCUUUCAAAUUCAGAAGACAAAUUUUUGCUUUAAUUGCUCUUUCUCUGUAGCAAAAGGGAUUGGGUAUUGUAUGGCACUUUAUAAAUCAGCACUGGUGAUGAUAAUGUGAGUGCCUGCUUGGGACAUCUGAGGGAAGUUCUGAAUAUGCAAACUUGCACCUGUUUCUGCAGCUGCUCAGUAACAGAUGUGUUGGGCCUUCAACUGCUUUAAUAUUGAUGGCAACAAUGAACUUUUUUUUCUUGUUUGAACUAAAAUUGUACUAGGCUUUGGGUCUUUUAAGCAAGUUAUUUGAGAGCACAUCAGAGAAAACCCUACAACUCCAGGCGAGAGGUCUUUCUUGUGGUGGUGGAAGGGCUGGGACCACAGUGUUCUGAUCCACUUUGUGUUUUCAGAUCUGUUCUUCCUGUCUGCAUAGUUCAAAGAUAGCAUUUUGACAUGUUACUAAAACUCCUAAAGUAGCUUUUACUACCUUCAUGUCUAUAUUUUUACUUGAGAAAUAAGGCACAAAGAGGAUGAUUUUUCAUAGAGAAGAGUACAGAAAUGGAGUUGAAGAUUGGGUUCUUUCCUCUUCUUCUGUCAACAUUAGCAAUUUUGUAUUAUGCUGGCAUGGGCAAGGUCACAGCUUGUUACUCUUGGAGUGACUUAGCCAGUCUCUAAACUGGUGGUUUGGUGAAAAAAAGCAAUUCUCAUGUGAUCAUGUUUCAAUUAACUAAAUUAGAAUAUACAUCCACAGGAUAUUUUAUGUGCUAAAUGAAUUGCAUAAAAGAGUAUUUGUUCUGCAUUACUGCAGUUGGUAGUCCAAUUUCAUAUCAUACAUCAUUUUCUGCUUGAUAAUUAUUCACUAUUUAUAAGGAAUUCAUUAGUUAUUUCAUGUCACAGUUCUAACUUAGAGAUAUACCACAUUGAUUUUUCUGUAUUCCUGUGAUGACACUGGAUGAAUAAUUAUUUAAUUUUUUUUCAUUAAACCACUGAUCUUUUUUAAGAGCCAUAACUAUAAGAAUCCUGACCACUCCAUCUGAAGAUUUGUAUCCUAUUAGAAACAUUGGAAUUGAAUCCAAGAAAAUUGGCAUUUUUACUGAGAAUUGAACUAUCUUAAGAGUCACAUUCUUUUGGAGCUUAGGUUUUAAAAAGGAAGGAAGCGUUUGGUGAAUUGGGUGAAUUAAAUGUACAUUUUUAUUUCAGUUGAACAUUCAUAAACUCUUGCUGUUGAUGUUUGCUGAGGAAUUGCCUUCGCUGAGGCACUUGAAGUUUGGUGGUGAAAAUCAAAGCUCCACACCGCUCUAUAUUACUGACAUUAAAAGCCUUUUCCAAAAAAAAGACUGUAUACAAAUUUAGCAUCUUAACAUUUAAAUGCUAAAUAUCAUUUUUGAUUGUUGUAGACUGUAUACUUUAAAAGGAUUACUUCACUCGUGGUGUUAGAAAAGACCAGGAAGAAAAUCUGAGCAACAGAAAUUACUUCUUUCCGGAAUAUCCGCACUGUGUUCUCAGUGGUUUCCAUCCUGUGAAUUUUCAGGCUAAAAUAUAAAAAAUAGGUGCUAUUUUCUUCUGGAUAAGGAUCAGAGAAGGACUUGCAAGGAAUUAGAGAGUGCAUAUGAGAAAUUCUGGUAGUUCAGGGAUGAAUAGGAAAUGUGUGAGGGAAAGUUGCGUUUUGGUGAGGCUUAAGCAUGAUUUUAAUAACUGAGAAGUUUUCUGUGAGAAAGCUGACUGAGACAUUUUAGGACUUCUACCCUAAUAAUCUGCAGAGGGAUACAUGUGAUUCAGCUACCUGUGUGAGCUAGUGAGUACUUGAAUCAGUGUUUUCAACCACUAUUGUCCAGGCCCAUUGUGACUGCAUAUUAGCACUUGAAACAACUCAGGGUGUAACAAGGAAUGGUGUCUGGAGAGCAGCCAGUAAUGGGCAAAUGAGAUGGCUGAUUCUGUGUUAGAUUUAAAGGACAGAUGGCCCAGCAGAGAGCAGCUUCCCUGUCCUGCAGGGCAGGUGGAGCAGCAGUGUGAGGCUGUAAGGUAAAUAGACAAGUAAUCAUUGAUAGCCAAGGAUUCCUUCAUUUCAAGGAACAGUUUGUGCAAAUUAUAACUUGACUUGAGCUAGACUAGACUAUAGCCACUGCAUCUUUAAAUUUUAAUAAAUAGGGGUAGUGAAUUUGUUCCAGUUGAGUCUGAGGAAACUUUAUGAGCUCUAUCCCAGCUGCCUUAGAUUUCUUACUCAGAUUUCUUUUGUCUGGACAGAUCACUAGAGAGCACUGUAGGUAUGACAAAUAAUAAUUUCUUCAGGAUAGUGUUAUAGUAAAAAAUGCUCUGUGUCUAAAAAUGUGAUUAUGCCAUUAUCAACAUAUUCUAAAGAGGAAGGCAGAAAUGAGUGGGAAACAAAAUUAUUUUGCAAUAAUGGCAUUGAUUUUCAGUAAUAAGCCUUAAUUUCUGUGCUUUGCAAAGGUACAGGCACUAAUCAGAACCUACAAGUUCUGAUUCUUUUCAAAGUAACAACAAAAUGGUCUGUUGCCUCAAUACCUGUUUUAUAGACCUAGGAUGGGUUUUCUGGAAAUCUCCAGGCUUGUUUACCCUAGAUCUGUUUUCCACCUGGUAUCUAGAAAGUCAUGUGCAAGGUCCAGGGCUCAUGAUGUUCUCACCAUUUUUAUGCCAACUGGUGCCUUUGGAUUCUGGAACUUUUGACAUUCUGAUGCUUUGUGCACAGCAGUGGAAAAGGGUUUGGAAGGAGGAGCAUUCAAGUAAGAGCUGGUCUCACUGGGCUGAUGUCACUCCUCUGUGGCCUGCAGGGUCAGAUCCCUUUGCUGGGGAGGGCUCUUGUGCUGCCCUUCCUCAGAGCCUCUCCAGCAUGUUGUGCUAAUUCACAAGUGUGCUCAGUUAAACAUCACAAAAGUUGUGUGUCCUGUUGGCCUCAAGAAUUUUUGGAAGCAGAUCUCUUCUGUAAUUUUGUUGGGGUUUAUGUUGAGUCAGUCCAAAUGAGUAACUGCUUACAAUUGUACUACAAAUUAUAUCCAUUAAUGUCAGGAAAUGAAAACAGAAGGCAAACAUGUUCCAAAUAAUUAAUAACAUGCACUCCAUGCUGGCAGAGAGCCCUGAAUUGAAAGCAGUAUAUUUGCUGUUACAGUGCUGAGGAAUAUUUUAUAAAGGUCCAUGCUUGGACAGAGCCUUAGACAAGCCACAAAGAUAACUGUGUACAGCUCAGUCAUUUGGUGGUUGUUAUGUGUUGUGACUCAGUUAUGAAUUAUAAGUAGAAUCCUCCUUGUAAAUUUGCCUUGUCAAUAAGAGGUUCAAGGAAGGCUGAACCCUACACUCUGAGAGGUGUCUGCUGUUUCUGCUGCUGUUCCCUUAGGUACUGCAACAUUUUCUGUUCAUUGCUGUAUAUAAAACUGCCUUUCCACGGAAGUUGUAAGUUUAGCUAAACAGCUUGAGGUAUUUACUACACAUUAAAAGAAAUAUUUAAUAGGCAUAGAUAUUUUCAAUCCUGUUAGGUCUUCUGCCUCUCCUUCCUGAGAACUUUAGAUUUUCUAAUGGGUGAUUUUCUUUCAUUUGUUUAUUUUGAGGUUGGUCAGCUAUGCUGUGGGCUUUUUCACAUAGACUCAUACUCCCUGUAAGUAAAAAAAAAAAAAAAAAAGGAAAAAUUAAAUGUUAAGCCUGCUGAUAGGAAUGAUGGAAACCAGUCUGAUAUGUCUUCUGCAUUCCACAACAAAAUCCUUCAAAAUGCCAUGCCAUGACAUGCUGACAGUGCUCCCAAACACCUGUGACAAGCUGCAACAUCCUGGCUGUUCCCAGCAUGAACCACAGCCCUUGUUGCAGCCCACCUCUGGGCUAGGUCUCACCAGCCAACACAGAAUCCUGGUGGAUAGAAGAUUAUAAUGACAACUCCUAAACGGGUGGGUUUGUAUCGACAAAACACAUGCAGAGAGUGUGCUUAGAGAAGGACUUGUCAGAGGAGAAAAACAGGUUUGACAGUUCCAGUGACAGACUAAUUCAGCGCCACUGACACCUCUGAAAAGCGAGUGCUCCCACUGAUGCACCUUCCUGUAAAUAAUGAGGCCGCUCUGGUGACAGCGUUCCUGGGCUGGCUGCUUGGCAAAGGGAGCCACGUUCCCCUUUGGUUUGUACGGAGAUCCUGCAGCCUGUAAAUAGCUGUACAUGGACUUCAUCAGCCUGUGGAGGUAAAACAAAGUGUUGGAAGCGGGAGGACAGCUGUGUGAAAUUUGGGGGUAUCAUAAACACAACUCUAACCCAGACAGCUUCCCUACUCACCUACUUGUAUCGCAAUUGCUGCUAUUGUAAAUGUACAGGAAUAUACAAAGAGUACCAAGAAUUUUUAUAUAACCCACACGUAAUCUUUUUAUAUUUAUAUUAAAUUGUGUAUUCUGCAAACAGCCUAAUAAUUACAGCUUUAUAUGUGUAUCAUUUUGUAGCAUUUGUUACCUCAACAGACAACCAAACCUAAUACUUCAGUGCCUUGUGUAUUUUAAACAGAUUAACAUAUAAACUGGGGGGAAAAAUGUUCAUUGUACUCCUCUGGUUUUAACAAAGCUUUGUAUUAUUUUUAGGAUUCUCUUCAGUUAAAAUACAUACAGCCACAAGUUGUGGAACUAACUGUAAGCUUACCAUUUUGGAGGGUUUUUUAGAGCAUGCAUGUUUUGAAUUUGUAAUAUAUUGGAGUUCCUCUCAAAUGCAUUCUUUCAAGUUAACUUUGAUUUAUAUAUUCAUAUCUAUUUCAACAGACAUCCCAAUAUCUGUCAAAAAUACAUAGCAUUUACAUGUUUGGGGAUUAAAUUAAUGCUGUUUUCAGCAUGUCACAAUUUUCAUUAGCGUCAUAAAAUCUUUAUUGUGUUACAGAAAGUCUGUAUCAAUUAUUUUUCCAAGCAUGGCCUUCUAACACACAAAUGACUUGGUAAUACUGUUGUAAAAAAAUGUUUGAGGCUGUCAUCACUUCAGACCAUUUUAACAAUGGUUAACAAUUUUCUGGUCAUGAAACUGCAAUGUUUCUUUAUGUUAACAAAACCAAAGGCUUGUUUGAAGUAACUGGUAUUUUGUAUAAAUAUUUGUACAGAUAACAGACUCUGCUUUUGUACUAUAGAUUAUGUGGAUUUUGUUUUAUAAUAAAUGCUUUAAAAAAGAAA
Messenger RNA from Taeniopygia guttata (zebra finch), 11516 nucleotides. It is a transcript of the gene LRP5, whose product is annotated as LDL receptor related protein 5. Lineage: Eukaryota; Metazoa; Chordata; Aves; Passeriformes; Estrildidae. Gene Ontology annotation, molecular function: Wnt receptor activity; Wnt-protein binding. The record is from RefSeq and is a predicted model, not a curated record. Gene Ontology annotation, biological process: nervous system development; canonical Wnt signaling pathway.